Molecule: messenger RNA, 1536 nt
Organism: Nannospalax galili (Upper Galilee mountains blind mole rat)
Lineage: Eukaryota; Metazoa; Chordata; Mammalia; Rodentia; Spalacidae
Gene: Dntt
Product: DNA nucleotidylexotransferase
Exons: 11
Coding region: 1-1536 (511 amino acids)
Biological process (GO): double-strand break repair via nonhomologous end joining
Cellular component (GO): nucleus
Molecular function (GO): DNA-directed DNA polymerase activity; DNA nucleotidylexotransferase activity; DNA binding
Source: RefSeq, a predicted model, not a curated record
AUGGAUCCACUGCGAGCAGUCCACUUGGGCCCUCGGAAGAAGAGACCCAAGCAGAUGGGCACCUCAGCGGCCUCCACUCUUCAUGACAUCAGAUUUCAGGACUUAGUCCUGUUCAUUUUGGAGAAAAAGAUGGGAAGCACUCGAAGAGCCUUCCUCAUGGAUCUGGCCCGCAGGAAAGGAUUCAGGGUGGAAAAUGAACUCAGCGAUUCUGUCACCCACAUUGUAGCAGAGAACAACUCAGGCACAGAUGUUCUGGAGUGGCUCCAGGAACAGAACAUCAAAGCCACCUCUGAGCUGGAACUCCUCGACAUCUCCUGGCUGAUUGAAUGCAUGGGAGCAGGGAAGCCAGUGGAGAUGACAGGAAAACACCAGCUUCUUGUGAGAGGAGGCUCUUCCCCCAGCCCCAUCCCAGUUUCAGAGAUGAAGACUCCACCACUUGCUGUGCGAAAGAUCUCUCAGUACGCAUGUCAGAGAAGAACCACUUUAAAUAACUGUAACCACAUAUUCACGGAUGCCUUUGAGAUCCUGGCAGAAAAUUAUGAAUUUAGAGAGAAUGAAGGCUCUUGUCUGGCAUUCAUGAGAGCAGCGUCUGUACUGAAAUCUCUGCCAUUCCCUGUCAUCAGCAUGAAAGACACAGAGGGAAUCCCCUGCCUGGGCGACAAGGUGAAGUGUGUCAUAGAGGGAAUUAUUGAAGAUGGAGAAAGUUCUGAAGUCAAAGCUGUGUUGAAUGAUGAACGCUAUAAAUCCUUCAAACUCUUUACAUCUGUUUUUGGAGUGGGGCUGAAGACAGCUGAGAAAUGGUUCAGGAUGGGUUUUAGAACUCUCAGUACAAUCAAGUCAGACGAAACCCUGAAAUUCACACGAAUGCAAAAAGCAGGAUUCCUCUAUUAUGAAGACCUUGUGAGCUGUGUGAACAGGGUGGAAGCAGAAGCAGUCAGCGUGCUGGUUCAAGAGGCAGUCGCACACUUUCUUCCUGAUGCCUUGGUCACCAUGACAGGAGGGUUCCGCAGGGGCAAGAUGAUUGGGCAUGAUGUAGAUUUUUUAAUUACCAGCCCAGGAGCAGCAGAGGAAGAAGAGCAACAACUUCUGCACCAAGUGACAAACUUAUGGAAACAGAAGGAGUUGCUUUUGUAUUGUGACCACAUUGAGUCGACUUUUGAAAAGUUUAAGCUGCCUAGCAGGAAGGUGGAUGCUUUGGAUCAUUUCCAGAAGUGCUUUCUGAUUUUGAAGCUGCCCCACCAGAGAGUGGACACUGACAGGAGCAGCCAGCAUGAAGGAAAGGGCUGGAAGGCCAUCCGUGUGGACUUGGUCAUGUGCCCCUACGAGCGCCGGGCCUUCGCCUUGCUAGGAUGGACUGGCUCCCGGCAGUUUGAGAGAGACCUGCGGCGCUAUGCCACCCAUGAACGGAAGAUGAUGCUGGACAACCAUGCUCUGUAUGACAAGACCAAGAGGAUGUUUCUCGAAGCAGAAAGUGAAGAAGAAAUUUUUGCUCAUCUGGGAUUGGAUUACAUUGAACCACAGGAAAGAAAUGCCUGA